This is a messenger RNA of Arabidopsis arenosa, 881 nucleotides long. Lineage: Eukaryota; Viridiplantae; Streptophyta; Magnoliopsida; Brassicales; Brassicaceae. The record is from the annotation of a GenBank genome assembly.
CGCAAAAUCGCCUUUGUUGCAGAGAAUCACACUCUAAUGGCGAUUCCAAUGUCCAUGGCAAUGGCGACUCCUACAGAUUCCGUGAGCAGAGUUUGGAGUAUGUCUUCUCUCAAAUCAGCUCUUCCCUCCACCGCAUCACUCCGAUUACCUUCCUCGUCUUCUCGCCGUCCGGUCACUCUUCGUGUACCAAUCUCUUCUCCUUCACUCCCAUCUUUCUCCGGUCUCUCUCCGGUCAAUCCUCUCAUCUCAAUCGGACUUCCAGAUUGGCAGAGUUUUGAGAAUGGAUUCAAAAUUGUUGACGGUGGUGGUCGUAUCUACGCGAUGAGACACGGACGACGAGUUCCGAAGCUGAACAGACCACCGGACCAGCGCAAAGCUCUUCUGCGAGGACUCACGACUCAGCUUCUUAAGCAUGGGAGAAUCAAGACAACUCGAGCUAGAGCUAGUGCGAUGAGGAAGUUCGUUGACAAGAUGAUUACAUUGGCUAAAGACGGUUCGUUGCAUAAGCGAAGACAAGCCUUGGGUUAUAUCUACGAGAAGCAGAUUGUUCACGCUCUGUUUGCAGAGGUUCCUGAUAGAUACGGUGAGCGAAACGGUGGAUAUACGAGGAUCAUCAGAACUCUUCCAAGGAGAGGUGAUAAUGCUCCAAUGGCUUACAUUGAGCUUGUCUAAGGUCAAUUUCUCUGUUUCUUUAAUUGCUAAAUUGUUCGACUUUUGCUCUGUAAUAUCUAAAAACAGUUGUUGAUGCAGAUAUGAGAUCAUUUUGUUUUGUUAUUGAGAAUUCGACUUGUUAAAAAUGCUUUCUUUAGAAUGGAAACGAUGAGGAAAUAGAUGGAUGCUUUAGUUUUUUCUGGUUAAGAGAAUGAAAAAUACAGUCUUUA